Messenger RNA from Paramuricea clavata, 639 nucleotides. NCBI's taxonomy places the organism in Eukaryota, Metazoa, Cnidaria, Anthozoa, Malacalcyonacea, Plexauridae. The record is from the annotation of a GenBank genome assembly.
AUGGCGAGCUUGAGGUCAGAGUACGAUGACAAGAAUCUCAAAAAGAAUGCGUUUUCUGGACGACGUUUAAGACUCGAAUUGGACCGAUUGGACAUCCAGAAAGAUCACAUUUCCAAGCAGUUUCGACAUGAGAAAGAUCAACUAAGAAAGCAGAUAGCAGAAGGAGAAGAAAUACUGAAGUUUAAAAACUUAGAUCCAAGCGAAAUUCGGCCGCCAUUAUCAUCGACCGACAUGAAAAAACUCAGUCCUCGGUUUGCUCACAAACUUAGUGGAGCACAGCUUAGUAUGUUGCCCCCAAUUGGGGCUCCAGCUCAUCCACCUGACAAUUCUAAGGUGGGCCAACCUUUACCUAGAAGCGACAAACGUCGAUUUUCGCUACCUGCACCAACAAUUGCAUUGCACGAGUGCAUUGAUACGGAAAGAAAAAGAUCAAGUGACAGUCUAACCAUUCCCAAAUUACUCAAGCGUAGAGCCUCGGCCAAUAAUGCUUUGCUGAAGGACAGCGAGGAUAUUACUGGCAGAAUUAAUGAAUUUUUUCAAAAGUUAAGCAAGUCCAGUGAAAAUGUUACUAUUGAAUGUCAGAAAAGCACGGGUGAGAAAAGUUCAACUGGAACACAGAACUCGUUGCCAUCCCCAUAA